AUGGCAUCCCAGGCCCCUUUGAUCCCUCGAUUGCAUCUCUGGGAGAUUGACGAUCAGACAUGGUUCCCCUCCUUCCUCCGCGCGUACGUCCAAGCCGGCCUAACGCACGCCUGGACCGUCCACAUCCCGUUUCUGCAGCCCAGCAGCCCCGCGACCAUCGUAGCCGAGACCCUGCGACAUGUGCUCGGCAGCUCCGCCUCGCGGCACACUUACAUCGACUUCUGCGCCGGAGCCGGAGGCCCCACGCCUUUUAUCGAGCGAGCUUUAAACAGCCAGCUCGCGCGCGCUGCCACGCACCGGGUCCCCGCGACGGCGCAAUCCGGCAUGGUGGACGGCGAGAACCGCGCUGCGGCAGAUAACACGCCUAGCUAUGCCGCCGUCGCCAACCCCAAGGCUCAGUCUGCUACCGUCCAGGAAGAGGACAGCCAGGUGGACUUCGUGCUGACGGAUUUGCAUCCGCACGUCGAGUCCUGGGAAGCCGCUAGUAAGAAGAGCGACCGACUGUCGUACGUCGCACGCCCCGUCGACGCCGCCAGCGCGCCAACCGAACUACUGCGGCGGUAUACGGAGAAGAACGGCGGGAAGGGAAUUUUCCGGCUGUUCAACCUAGCAUUUCACCACUUCGAUGACAAGUUAGCUCGCUCCAUUCUAAAGAAUACGAUCGAGACCAGCGAUGGGUUCGGCAUCUUCGAGCUACAAGACCGGACCCCCACCGGUUUGCUGACGUGCUUCGCCUUCGGCUUCUUCAUCUUUCUAAUCGCUCCGCUGCUAUAUUGGUGGUCACCCAUGCGCUUGUUCUGGGUUUACGUUAUCCCUGUCGUCCCCUUUGUGCUUGUCUUCGACGGUCUUAUUUCGUGCCUACGCACCCGUACUGCCGACGAGGUUGAGGCCCUAUUACGCACCUGUGGUACGAACAGCGACAACUGGGAGGUUAAGAGCGGAAAGGAGCAGUUUCUUUGGCCCUGCGGAUAUUUACACUGGAUCAUUUGCACUAAGAAAGCUACCUCAUAA
Daldinia childiae is the source of this 1011-nucleotide messenger RNA. RefSeq lists its product as uncharacterized. The record is from RefSeq and is a predicted model, not a curated record. Lineage: Eukaryota; Fungi; Ascomycota; Sordariomycetes; Xylariales; Hypoxylaceae. The coding region runs from base 1 to 1011 and encodes 336 amino acids. The transcript has 3 exons.